UUCUGUAUGCGGCAUGCCAUGGUGACUUUUUCUCUUUGAAAGCCUUUAAAGAUCACUAAAGUAGGUCAGUUGAGAUGUUUCAACAUUUCAAGAGGGACUUCGCAUCGGGGGGGAGAAAGAACCAUUUUGAAACACUCCACUCCCUACUACCUUUAAAAAGAAUUCUUGGCCACCUUGGAAAUAAUACGUGAUCGAAGGAAAAAUCGCAGUCGCUGUCCUUCAGGGGGAGUAUCGAGUUUAUUCAUAACUAAAGGACGAUUUGAAUGGCGAUCUUUAUGAAAUGGCAUCCAGCGUCUCCAUCUUCUCCGAUCUUUUCAAGGAAGUUUUUGGUGGCAACUGUUGUCCUCAUUAUCUUUAUCGUUUACGUGUCUAACUUGGGAAAGAUGAUGAGCGUGACAGAUGACAAAGCGUACAUACAGUACCGAACAGGCAUGGGAAAAACGGAAAAAUUCAGUACCACGCCCGACACUUGUCAACCAAAAGAGCACGUACUUUUCUUGAAAACUCACAAGACAGGAAGCAGUACAAUCACAAACAUACUCAACAGAUAUGGAGACUUUCACAACUUGACUUUCGCUCUUCCCCAAGAUGGUUUCUUCAAUUUCUUCUGGCCUCUGUCGUUUGAAAGUACUUUUGCAGCGGAUCUGAAAGGGAAAACGCCGAACAUUUUCUCCAAUCACGCGAGAUGGAACAGAAAAUCCAUGACUGAGUUGAUGGGCCCGAAUGCAGUUUUUAUUACCAUCCUUCGAAAUCCUGUCUCGCAGUUUGAAUCAACGUUUUCAUACAUGGAGUUUGCUCAGUUGCUUGGAAUGACAGCUUCAAAAAAUCCCCUAGCAACUUUUUUUGUCGAUCCUACCAAUACCCUAGCAAAACUUUCAGAUCUUUCAGAAUCUGGAUCUGUUUUUCCAUAUCUAAACUUGUUGAAAAAUGGACAAUUUUUUGAUUUGGGAUUGGAAAAAGAAAAAUAUUUUACCGAUGAAAAGAUAAAAGAGGCGAUAAAUGAAAUCAAUGAAAGUUUUCCCCUCGUCCUCUUAAUGGAGUACUUUGACGAGUCACUCAUUUUACUCGCCCGAGAGCUCUGUUGGGACAAUCGAGAUGUUGUGUAUUUCAAGCUCAACCAACGGAAAUCCUCCGACGCCAACACGAACAUUUCCAACGAACUUGCGCAUAAGAUUCGGCAGUGGAACAGAGCUGAUAUGUUACUUUAUGAUUAUUUUAACAGAACGUUUUGGAAGAAAGUUGAAAAGUUUGGGAAUAUGUUUUGGAUUAACGUUCAUAGCUUGAAAAAUUACAACAAAAUGUUGGAGGAAGAGUGCCUACUUCCUGGCGAAUAUUUUGCAAAAGCGUAGGCCAAGCAGUCGAAAUUUGUCCGAGGGUACGUCUUGAAGGAGAACUUCAAUCCUCAACUGAAGCGUCCUUGUGGAAAAAUGAUAACUAAUGAGAUAGACUAUAUGGAAUAUUUGAGAAGAAAAAUAUUAAACUAAACUGCUUAUUGCU
Stylophora pistillata is the source of this 1497-nucleotide messenger RNA. Its product is annotated as galactosylceramide sulfotransferase. Gene Ontology annotation, biological process: glycolipid biosynthetic process. Gene Ontology annotation, molecular function: galactosylceramide sulfotransferase activity. NCBI's taxonomy places the organism in Eukaryota, Metazoa, Cnidaria, Anthozoa, Scleractinia, Pocilloporidae. The record is from RefSeq and is a predicted model, not a curated record. Gene Ontology annotation, cellular component: membrane.